UGGCCCGAUUAAUUCAUAUAUCUGGAUCUACCUCAACCUUCAUCUGUGUUUCGUCUUACUAGCGACGGCGGCUUUUUAGAUCACCAAGAUCAGGCAGGUAAACAACUUCACCAGGUGACGCUCGGACCCCGGAGACGUGAAUCUGCAGACCGGAGUAUUGGACAUGUCGGAAGCCAUGAAGAGCUUAGGUAUCCUCCUAUACUCCAUGUUAUCAGUCCUGAUGAUCUCCUGCAUCUUUUCUCCAGUUUCAGCAGUCAGUCCUGUAAAGGUGAAUCUUCAUGAAGCUGCUACUCUCCCCUGUAAUAGGAUGUGUUCUGGUCUGGUUACAUGGACUGUGUUCCAUAAACCAGGUGACAUUCUGGCUCAGUGUAAUCAGACAUCAUGCCAGUCAAAGGAGGGAUUUCACAUGUCCCAUGAUCAGUACCUGAAGGGAGAUCUCUCCCUCACCAUCACUGGUGUUGAUUACACUAAGAGGGCCUGGUACACCUGUAAGUGUGAUGGUGCAGAGAUCUGUGAUGUGAGCAUUCAGAUUGAGUCUGUAAAUGUGCACAAACUUGUCCAUCCUGGAGAAUCUCUCAGCAUGGAUGUGAAUGUCUCAGAGCCAGUGGAGCUGAACAGGGCUGGUGACACCAAACCAAACCUUGGCAGGCUGUGUGAGAUUAGGGGGCGUGAAAUUCAGUGUGUCCCUGAGUAUGAGAAGAGAGUGUCAUUCAGUUCCAGUCUACAGCUGAAGGAUCUGAAGGAGUCUGAUAGUGGCGUUUACACCAUACAGGACACCUGGAAUCAUGAAGUCAUUGGUAUAUACACAGUAGUAGUUGGAGGUUCUUUAAGCAGCCACCCCUGUCCCAGCUCUCCCUGGAAUGGCCUGGACUCUACAAAGGAGCCGGAUGGCUCACGCUGUCGUUCCCACCUGAAAACAGUUCUACGUCAAGGGCCACGGAAUCCUGUUAUAAGAGUGAAGCUUAAUGAGAAUCCAACUCUCCCCUGCUGUCAGACGUGUUCUGGUCUGGUCACAUGGACUGUGUUCCAUAAACCACAUGACAUUCUGGCUCAGUGUAAUCAGACAUCAUGUCAGUCAAAGGAGGGAUUUCACAUGUCCCAUGAUCAGUACCUGAAGAGAGAUCUCUCCCUCACCAUCACUGAUGUUGAUUACACUAAGAGGGCCUGGUACACCUGCAAUUGCAGUGGUAAAACAUUGUGAUUGGACUCUUCAGGUCCAUGAAUUCAGUUCAAAAGUUCGUGUUCUUCCUGGAAAAUCUCUUACCCUGGAUGUGCCCGUCUCUGAGCCAGUGGAGGUGCUUUUUAAUAAGACUGAUCAUGACUGUCCAGUCACUGUCAGACUGUGUGAGAUUAGGGGGUGUGAAAUUCAGUGUGUCCCUGAGUAUGAGAAGAGAGUGUCAUUCAGUUCCAGUCUGCAGUUGAAGGAUCUGAAGGAGUCUGAUAGUGGCGUUUACACCAUACGGGACACCAAGAAUGAUGAAGUCAUUGCUACAUACACCAUCAACACAGCCACUGUUGAGGGUAGGCAGGUGGAAUCUGACACAGACACUGUGGAGAAGGAUCCAGAGAAGCCUGACAAGAGAGUACUUGCAGUGGUGCUGCCACUGGUCAUACUGGUCUUACUGGUGUCUGCAGUGGUGUUCCGAAAAGAAAUUACAGAAUUGUUGGCCACGGGUGAACACGUAACCAAAUGAACAAGUAGAGCAACUAUAGAUGAAUGAGGUACACCAGCCAGUGGAGGAGCAGAGGACCAAUCAGAAUGUUCCGGAGAGAGAACCAGACACACAGGAGCCACUCUUGAAUCCUGAUUCAUCAAAUAAUGAAUCACUGCUCUUUGAUUCUGUUCAUGAUUCACCAAAUCCUGAGCUUCUUUCUCACCCUGUUCCUGACUCUUGUUCACAUGUUCCAGCUCCUUCACUGGACUGAAUCACAGAACUACUCUCUGCAGAGAACAUGGUCUCUGCUGCUCUAAUCUUGGGGUACUUUUGGGUGUUUUGGGGGCUCUUGGAUACUUCUGGGUAUUUUCACACUUGGUGCUUUUCAGCAUUUCUACUGCUCUCAGUUGCUGAGUCAUGAUGUCUAUAGUAUAUGUGAACACAACAAUGAACUCAGACAUCUAUGCAGAUCCCCAAUUGAACUGAGGUUGGUCUCAGUACUGUUUGUUUUGUGUUCUCCUUGAUUCAAGUGCUGUAAAAACAAAAUGGCCUGGUUCGUUGUGCAUGUCCAGUCAAAAACAAAGUGACGAUCUACACAGGUAACAUCAAACUGGAGGAGAAUGUCUGCAUAUGUGAUUGUGUGGUGUGAGGAAGAGACCUCAGCUCUUCUUCACAUCUGGAUGGUGCUAACCCUCUGGUCACAGUAGUGACCAAAUUAUGUUUUGAUUUUGUGAAGCUCCCCUGUUUAUGGAGCAUGUAUGUUCAAAUGUGAUAUGAAUGUUAAGACAAACAUGAAUGUCUGUCUACUCAGUGACUGUUGCUUCCUACAAAAAAAACUGUUUUGAGACUGGAUAAGUUCCUUUUUAAGUGACUGUUUAACAAUAUUAAAAAUGUCAUUCAACCGUGUGCUGAACACUUUAAAAAGUUUUAAUUAUUUUUGUGUCUGGAGGACAGCAAGCAGUAUUUUAGACUUGUCCUCUUGUCUUUUUUGAUUUUGCUGUGCCAGUUUUACACUUCUUGUUCUUGCUAGGGUUUUUUAUGGAGGGGUUGGAGGGGUGUUUGUGUAUUUGUUAUAAUGGGUAAAUUUGACUUUCCUGUAUUUACUAUGUGUCAGUUUGACACAUAGCAUAAAGCUAACUUGCUCCUAAUGCCUGACAUUUUUCCUGUUGAUCUACACUCUGCUUUGAAACCAGAGAUUAAAAGUAUUUUAGAUACCCAGCUUGUUGUAAACAGUAUCAUACUGGAGAAGGAGGGUUCUGCCUUUAAUCAAGAAGACUGUGAACGCUCACCUCCUGCGAGGC
Messenger RNA from Electrophorus electricus (electric eel), 2956 nucleotides. The record is from RefSeq and is a predicted model, not a curated record. NCBI's taxonomy places the organism in Eukaryota, Metazoa, Chordata, Actinopteri, Gymnotiformes, Gymnotidae.